Molecule: messenger RNA, 861 nt
Organism: Diaporthe amygdali
Lineage: Eukaryota; Fungi; Ascomycota; Sordariomycetes; Diaporthales; Diaporthaceae
Product: GPI-GlcNAc transferase complex
Exons: 1
Coding region: 1-861 (286 amino acids)
Biological process (GO): GPI anchor biosynthetic process
Cellular component (GO): glycosylphosphatidylinositol-N-acetylglucosaminyltransferase (GPI-GnT) complex
Source: RefSeq, a predicted model, not a curated record
AUGCUCACCACCGCGCCGCACCUGCACGUCCGCCGCCCGUCUCCCACGACCGCCGAGUUCACCGUCACCACCUGCCCACCGCCGACCCUGUCGCUGCGCAUCCUCCUGAGCCUGGUCUUCAUCGUCCGCGUGCUCCUCGGCCUCGCCGUCCUGCUCGUGCUGUACUCGACAUGGACCCUCUCGCCCUAUUACCGCCACCAAGACCACUCGCAACUCCCUUCAACCAUCGCGACCGCCACCCCCACGGCGACGAGCACGACAUUUUUCCUCCAUGAGCACCACAAAAUCAACACGACAGUCGCAACAAUAACCGCAACGGGCCCCACCAUAGCCAGCCCAGGGGACGCCGCUGCGAACCCCGCGCCAACCACGCUCUACACGACAGACUGGCUGCCGUACCUCGCGCGCGCGGCGCACCUCUCACCACCGGGGCAGCUAGCGCACCGGGUGGCGGCGGGGCUGCCGGCGCACGCGGCGGUGGCGCUGUGCGCGGCGGUGGUGUACGCGACGACGCUGCGGGUGCACACGACCGAGUCGCUGCUGGUGCUGCGCGGGCUGGGGAUCCAGACGAGCUCCAUCGGCGGCAGCUACCUGGCCGGGUGGCGCGCGGGCACGCGCUUCAUCCCCACCGAGAAGAUCCGCGACGUGCUCAUCAACGAGGCGUUCCGCGGCUUCGCCGUGCGCUACUACCUGGUCGUUGUUGUCGAUGGCGAGGAGGACGUCGUCGUCGUCUUCCCGCGCCUGCUUCCCGGCCGCAGGGUCGUCGAGGCCGUCUGGAGGGGCGUGCGAGGGUGCCUGUGGGAGCCGGACGGGAGCGUGCCCGUGAGUAAGAGGUGGGAUGAGAAGGGGCAGUAUGGGUGA